Candoia aspera is the source of this 3859-nucleotide messenger RNA. It is a transcript of the gene HAUS6, whose product is annotated as HAUS augmin like complex subunit 6. Gene Ontology annotation, cellular component: HAUS complex; mitotic spindle microtubule. NCBI's taxonomy places the organism in Eukaryota, Metazoa, Chordata, Lepidosauria, Squamata, Candoiidae. Gene Ontology annotation, molecular function: microtubule binding. The transcript has 17 exons. Gene Ontology annotation, biological process: spindle assembly. Bases 235 to 2958 code for a protein of 907 amino acids. The record is from RefSeq and is a predicted model, not a curated record.
CCCUUAGAUUUGCAAUUUGGCGGGUUAAACAAGAUGGCGGCUUUGAGGGCGGUGGUGUUAACGGAACUUACUCUGGGGAUAAUGUGAAGGAGGCCAUUAACUGAAAGGAGCCGGGAAGAGCUUUAUUCGCCUGGUUGACUGUGAGACAAGCGUGUGGAGCCCCUUGCGUUGCUCGCUGAGUCGUGGGAGUCGUUGCCCGCCGUGGGAGUUGAGGGGUCUGGCGGCGCCGUGGAGAUGAGCAGCCUGCUCUCGCCUCCUGCCUGGGAAAAAAACCACUUCUGGCUCUACCUUUUGGCUCUGGGUUUCGAUCCCGCGUUAAAUGCCGCUGCGGGGAAACUUUCGACUCAUCUCCGUCUGGGCGUGAACUUGUUUGAUAAACCAAACAAAGAUGCAUUUCACAUUGUUGCGUGGUUCUUGUUUUCAAAGCUGGACCAGUCACAUUGUAAUGAGAUUUUUAGAUUUUGUUAUCCUCCCACAGAUAAAAAGGCAGACUCUGAAUUCAGAAAGCAGUGCUAUGAAUGGCUAAGAAGGAUUUCAGAUGAAUGUGGAAACAGUUUUCCUCCAGUUGUUGCAUCAUUAUUUCUUUCUCCUGGUGGACCCAAGUUCAUUCAUCUAAUGUUCCACUUUGCAAGAUAUGUCAUAAUGCACCAUAUUAAGGUAGAUUCUGCAGGUGCUGGCACACCCUACCCAGAAGCAGUGAACUCAAGAUCUCCUGACUUGAAUAUGGCUGUUGCAAAAUAUCGGGUGGGACUUAACAGAUUUUUACAGUGUCUACAGAAGGAAGAUUUGAUGAUUCAAGAACUUCAGAAAAAAGCACUACUUUUCACUAAGCGAAUCAGAGAUUUAAGAUAUGAAAAUGUGGAUCUAGACAGACAACUGCAAAAAAUGGGGAAAAAAGUUGAACAUAGCCAGAGUAAUACUACAGAAAGAAUUGAAAAGGUUCGAUGUUUAUGGACAAUAGUAAUGGAAACAUUGACAUUUUUGCAAAAAGAAAGAGAAGUUGUGGAUUCAGUAGUUAAAGGUCAUGUUGAUCAGUAUAUAUUAGAUGGCACAAGUGUUUCUGUUAGCAUUCCAAGGCCUCUGCUUCAAAAAGUAGAAAAGGAAAUGUGUAAAUUUCCGGUAGGGAAUGUGUAUGAAACAGGAAAACUGAAUGUUUUAACCAUUAUCCAAUUACUAACCAAAGCCUUGGAGCUAUUGCUGCAUGAGCGCCAGCAUAUUGACAAGAAUGCAUUCAGAGUAGAUCUUCAGUAUCUUGAAGGAAACACCAGAUUCCAGAAUGAGAUUUUAUUGGGGCUGAAGUCACUGAGGCAAAAAUUAAAAUGUGAUGAUCAUAUCUCAGUAACUCAAUCAAUUGCUGAAAAACAACAGGAAUGGAACUUGAAGUGGGAAAAUUGUCUUGGCCGGUCACCUUUUCAUUUAAUUAAGGAUCCAAACCCUGCACUUGAUUUAUUACCCGCUAUGUCUCCUCUUUCUUUUACUCCGGCUACUGAGGAAGCUUACAAAAGCAGUGUCUUCUGUCAGUAUCCAGCAUUAAUUCCAGAUUCAACCAAAAAGAAUUUCCAGGCAGAUGAGUUUGUGAUAGCUGGGAAGACACUGAGAAAUGAAGGUUAUUCAACCAUAACUGUCACAGAAAGGACUUUGGAUCUUGCUACACAUUCUGAAAAGGCAUCAAAUGUUGAAACUCCCAAGAGGACUGGUAAUUCUCAGUUUCAAAUCUUAAAGUAUAAAGGAAGAAAUCCUAGACCAAUAGAAGGUGGGAAGAAAAGACAAGCUGAUAUAGUUAGAACACCAUCUUCAUCUAAAAAAGAAGAUCCUUUAAAGAAGGCCCAAGAACAGCUGGCAGAAGAGGUGGCAGAUAUAGUAAUAUCUGAUUCACCCCAGAGCACUGAAGUGAAAGGAAAGGAUGUAGGGGAUCUGAUCAGUACCUUAAUCUCAAAUCCUUUCUUAACAAGGAAACAGAUUCCACGGACUCCAGAAAAUCUGAUUACUGAAAUCCGAAGCUCAUGGAAAAAGGCUAUUCAGACUGAAGAACCUUCAAGUGUAGCAUUGCAUCAUACUGAAGCAACAGAACAGUUAUCACAGGAUACAGUUCCUGCCUUUAGAGACCGUGCAAAUUCAAGUAUGACAUGUUUUAUGUCAUCUUGUAUGUCUGAUACAGCAGAAUCUUCCUUCCUAGAUGUGCAGUCCCCAUGUAGUUUACAGCAGGGGGUUACUGAUGAAUUGCUGACCCACCAAAAAACUCUUAGGUCACUGGAUGAAAUGAUUUGCAAGAAAGGUUUGUCCCCUGCUGUUCCAGAUCAAAUGGAAAAUCCAGAACUAGUCUUCAAGACUUUAAACAAAAGCGUGAUUGAGGUGGGCUGUGGUUCUGGCAACCAUACUGGGUCAGAGGCUUUGCCACACAGUGUGGGCCAGAAUUCUACAAUGUCGACAACUCUGUUGUGGGAUGCUUCUCAAGCAAUUAGCGGUAUUAGUUCUGAUAGCCAUGAAGUUAUCCAGCUAGGUAUACUUCAGGAAACUCUCCCAGAAGGAGGAGGAUCUAUCAGUCUUAAUAGUGUCCAUGAUUUGGAGUUGGAUGACUCAAGAGAAGAAAACUCUAGAGACAGCAAACCUAUGACAGAUUAUCUGUCAGGAAAUGAGCGCAAAUUAGAUUUCCAGUCUAUUCGAAGUCGAUAUGAAGCACUGAAAAAGACGGUUCUCGAUCACCCGCUGUCUUGUGGAAAGCAAAUGCCAAGGUGCAGAUCAGAGUUUAGCCUCAGUCCAGUGAGCCUGGAAAUGAAGGAUGUGCUUAGCCCUUUGGGAAAACCAUACGCGUCUGAUGCAGAACUUGUUGAGACAUCAUCACACCUGAGUCAUCUUGAAAGAAAGAACAGUCUCUCCCCUUUAGUUGCAUUUUCUCCGCUGCAUCUGAGAGACACGCAGGAUCGAGGAGACUUAUUUAAUAAACGGAAAGAAAAUUAGUUUGAAGAUGGAUACAAAAGAACCCUCAACUGUGAAGAUGAAGCCAUUCCAUGGUUCUAUAAUCAUGAUGCACUGACUUGGAUAGAAUACUUCAUGGUGAUAAAAGUGUUUUUGCAAACCUCAACCUUUAAUACGUUAGUGUUAACUAAUACUAAUCCUGACUGUAGGCUUCUUGCACAAUUCCAUUCUCUGGAAUAAUCUUGUAUUAUCAGUGAUAAAAAAAAUACUGAUGAAUUGAGAUCUUUUAAGAGUAGUCACAAAGAGAGCUUUAAGUAUUAAAUUGCAAUAAAGUGUCUUAGAUAGCACAUUUUAUUCUGAUUUUGAAAGAUAAACCUUGUUCUGACUCUUCAGGAAACCUACAGAUGAAGUCCCUUGGUAAACAAUUGAAUAAAUCAGUUGUCUUUCAUAUUUCAUUUUUUCCCCAUAUCUGGGAAUUAAGAAGCAUUUAAGAAUAAAUGUAAUUACUGGUGCAGAUCAACCCUUUUGUAGAUUAUAUCCAACAGUGUCCAUUUUGCAGUGGAAUAUACUGGUGAGACAAUUCUUCCCUGUGUAAUCCCCACAUCUAUUCUGGAGAGUCAGGAAUCUUAUAGAACAUAGUUGGAUGCAUAUGGAAGGAGAAGGAGAAGCAUGAGAGAGAAAUCCCGUGAUAUAAUAGAAGGCUGCUGAUGCCUUGUGUGUCUCCUCUUAAUACUGACACUGAUAAAUAGUCAUAGAAAAUGGAUGCUGUAACAUUACCAGUCACCAAUGUGAGUAUCAGAUCUCUGCCAUAUCUCUCUAAUCCAGCAACAUAAGGAAAAGCUACAUAGGAGGAGGCUGGGAUUUAGUUUUUCCACCUUCAUCCCAUGUAUCAGAUAUUAGCUGAUGGAUAACAAAGGUAGCGUUGCUGGGUAUUUAAAAACUG